Postia placenta MAD-698-R-SB12 is the source of this 648-nucleotide messenger RNA. RefSeq lists its product as hypothetical. NCBI's taxonomy places the organism in Eukaryota, Fungi, Basidiomycota, Agaricomycetes, Polyporales, Adustoporiaceae. The record is from RefSeq and is a predicted model, not a curated record. The transcript is spliced from 5 exons. The coding region runs from base 1 to 648 and encodes 215 amino acids.
AUGUUUGAAGUCUUAUUCGCUCAGAUUGCGUAUAACCAGCGUCGAAACGAUGGAUUGUAUGUAGAAGCAGCAUGGAAUGUGUCGCAGAAUGAUACUGACAAGCCCAAUGUAGCUGCGACGAGCCGCGAGACCACCACCAAUAUCACCACCACCAGCCAACGCGACAAAUGGAAUCAAGCCAGCUUUUCAACUGCGCCUAUGAUGUUAGUGUUCGGCUUCAUGCAGUGGGAGGGCGACCUGGAUAUCACGGCACAAAUCGCUAUAGCAAUCUGUGGCUGUCUAGCCAUAUACACAGGCUGGACAGCCAUGCACGUAAAGUACAUGACCUGCCUCUGCGGAGCAGCUAUAUCGUGGAUAUGGAUGCGAAGUGCCAUAGCCGCAGCCUGCAUCCUGGCGGCGUUCGUCAUCGCGGUGCUCGUGGCAGCCCAUCCAUCGUCCAACGCCGAUCCUCACAAGCAGCGACAAAUCGUAACAGAGGAUACUUAUGCAGGUUCGUCUCACAGAAAAGCCGGUAGCCGCGGUGAUGUCUCAGAAUCGUUCGCACGACGGAUGCCUGCCGAGCGAGGCAUAUACAAGAUCGCCAGCGGACAAGGAUUUGUCGAUACCAAGCUCGCAAAGUGCGCAAUCGACCGGCAAGUGAAGACAUAG